AUGCUAAAUUUGAGAUCUCCUCACAUUUAUAAUAGAGUUUUCAAGUUAUUUCAGUUAUCAAGACCAAGUAAAAGGAUCGUCGUUCUCCCUCCACAUAUACGUCGUACAUUUCACAGGCCAACUCAGUUAUAUAUAGCCAGAAAUAUGUCAGUUCAAACCAUCACUUCAAACCUUGAAGCGUUGGGCUUAAGUCAACCUGCUCCCUAUGUAGACUCCCAGCCGGAAUUCAACGUCAUUGACGUGAUCAGAAACUACAUCGCUGAUGAGUUGAGCACAAUCUCAGGUGUCGACAAGGCACUCAUUUUCCCAGCUUUGGAUACCCCUUCUACUUUGGAAAAGGGUGAUUUGAUCAUCCCACUCCCAAGAUUGAGAUUAAAGGGUGUCAACCCAAAGGAGAAAGCCACUGAAUGGGCUGCUAUCUUCCCAAAGAGUAAGUACUUAUCUGAAGUUAAAGCUGAAGGCCCUUUCAUUCAAUUUUUCUUCAGCAAGGAAUUAUUGUUCAAUGUAGUCAUCAAGGAUGUCCUAACUAGAACCACCGAAUAUGGUUCGCUCCCAUUGGGUGUCGGUAAGAAAUUGGCCAUUGAAUUCUCAUCUCCUAAUAUUGCCAAGCCAUUCCACGCUGGUCACUUAAGAUCUACCAUCAUUGGUGGUUUUUUGGCUAACUUGUACGAGAGAUUGGGUUGGGAUGUCACCAGAAUUAACUAUUUGGGUGACUGGGGUAAGCAAUUCGGUUUAUUGGCUGUCGGUUUUGAAAAAUACGGUGACGAUGCUCUUUUGAAGUCUGACCCAAUUAACCACUUGUUCUCCGUCUACGUUAAAAUCAACGCUGACUUGAAAGAAGAAGGGCCAGAUUUGGAAGGCGGUAUUAACGACCAAGCUAGAAAGUUCUUCAAGAGAAUGGAAGAUGGUGACGAAACCGCAUUAAAGAACUGGAGAGUCUUCAGAGAUUUGUCUAUUGAUAAGUAUAUCAAGACCUAUGCUAGAUUAAACAUCAAGUACGAAUUCUACUCUGGUGAAUCUCAAGUCUCUAAGGAAGUCAUGGACAAUGCUACCAAGAUGUUUGAGGAUAAGGGAUUAGUCCAUGUCGACAGAGGUGCCAAAUUGAUUGACUUGACGAAGUUCAACAAGAAGUUGGGUAAGUGUUUGGUUCAAAAGUCUGAUGGUACUUCCAUCUACUUAACCAGAGAUGUUGGUGAAGCCAUUGGUAGAUACGAAAAGUACAAGUUCGACAAGUCUAUUUAUGUUAUUGCUACCCAACAAGACUUGCACGUUGCACAAUUCUUUGAAAUCUUAAAGCAAAUGGGAUUACCAUGGGCCGACAGAUUAGAGCACGUUAAUUUCGGUAUGGUCUUGGGUAUGUCAACCAGAAAUGGUACUGUUGUGUUUUUGGAUGAUAUUUUAGAAGAAACCAAGGAAAAGAUGCACGAAGUCAUGAAGAAGAAUGAAGCGAAAUACGCUCAAAUCGAAGAUCCAGAAAAGAUUGCCGAUUUAAUUGGUAUUUCUGCCGUCAUGAUUCAAGAUAUGCAAUCGAAGAGAAUAAAUAAUUACGAAUUCAAGUGGGAUAGAAUGCUUUCAUUCGAAGGAGACACAGGUCCAUACUUGCAAUAUGCUCAUUCUAGAUUGAGAUCCGUCCAAAGAAAGUCCGGAAUUGAAGAAUCUAAGUUGGCCAAUGCUAACUUCGACUUGUUGGUUGAGCCAGCUGCUGCAAACUUGAUCAGAAUCUUGGCUCAAUAUCCAGAUACCUUGAAGAAGGCUCAAAAGACCCACGAACCAUCUACUAUAGUUACUUACUUGUUCACCUUGAGUCACGUUGUCUCUCAAUGUUACGAUAUAUUAUGGGUUGCUGGACAAGAGGAAGAAUUAGCUAUUGCUAGAUUGGCAUUGUACCUGGCUGCUAGACAAGUUUUGUUCAAUGGUAUGACCUUGUUAGGUUUGACUCCAGUUGAUAGAAUGUAG
Molecule: messenger RNA, 1956 nt
Organism: Dujonia railenensis
Lineage: Eukaryota; Fungi; Ascomycota; Pichiomycetes; Serinales; Debaryomycetaceae
Source: the annotation of a GenBank genome assembly